Vanessa tameamea is the source of this 720-nucleotide messenger RNA. RefSeq lists its product as uncharacterized. The transcript is spliced from 5 exons. The coding region runs from base 17 to 643 and encodes 208 amino acids. NCBI's taxonomy places the organism in Eukaryota, Metazoa, Arthropoda, Insecta, Lepidoptera, Nymphalidae. The record is from RefSeq and is a predicted model, not a curated record.
UGUAGUACAUCUUCAUAUGUACAUUGGUAACUCAUACUUUGUACAUAAAGCGAUCAUGAUGGUUCUUCGUGUGUAUUUGAUUGUAUUGUCGUGUUUGACUGUUGUUCUUUGUACUGAACAUGAGGAUUUUCAAACGAAUAUAACAUCACCUAAAGAUAUGUACGUCGUGCGUGCAACAGUGUACCAAGUUGGAAUACUUACGAACCAGACUAAUGAAACUUCUGAUUCAAAUACUGGUCAUCAGGAGGCGAUCACGUUUUAUCAUAAAAAUGGAUCUAAUAUAGAUUUGAAUGCGAUUCACGACCCUUUACUAACAAAUGUAACGGCAGAGAAAAUGGUUGGUGUUGCACCUAUUAUCAAUAAUACUGUACCGUGGGCAGCACUCAGACAAUUGGUUUCAGGAAAAUCUAACCCUCCUAUUAAUGAACAUACAAAUGUUGAAAAAACGAAAAGGGACGUUUCGGAAAGGCCAGUUGAAAUUAUAAAGGGAGCAGCUGUCAUCCCCUCCGAGGCAGGCGUGCAAUCUAUCGCAUUGCCUCCCCUUGUAACCCUCAAUAAAAACCUAUCUAAAAUACCAGUUCCAAUUCCGAAUAUGUCAGUUGUAAGUUAUGCUAAAGUGAAUACUGUAUUUCAUUCUACCUAAUCCGAUAGGAAUAUUAAUUGUAAAGUACCAAAGUGAAAUCAAAAUGUAAUAAUAUAUGUAUGUUACAUGAUGGUAGA